Molecule: messenger RNA, 547 nt
Organism: Teleopsis dalmanni
Lineage: Eukaryota; Metazoa; Arthropoda; Insecta; Diptera; Diopsidae
Product: diacylglycerol kinase eta-like
Exons: 4
Coding region: 26-547 (173 amino acids)
Source: RefSeq, a predicted model, not a curated record
AUAAAAUAAUAACAAUUAUUCAAUCAUGCCGAAUUUCAAAUUCGAUACAUUACGCGUUACUGCUGGAGGAUCGCGUGGAGGACGUGGCAGUCGCAGCACCUACAGUAGUGCUAGUUUAUUGGAUAUUAGCGGUGCUACUAGCAGUGGUCGUAGUAGUGCUUGCAGUUCGGGUAGUAUUUCACCGAUACCAAUUAUUGCUAUAAGUCCCGGCGAUGAAUCUUCUGAGUCUGAAAUUGAAACGGAACCGGCGAGAAUAUUUCACAGACGUGUCUCCACUAAACGGAAUAUUAAUAGCACAGCUGCCAUUAAAGAAGGUUUCCUACUCAAGCAAACAUGGUCAUUUCAGAGAUGGCGUCGACGUUAUUUUCGUUUGAAACGCAAUAAAUUAUACUAUGCCAAAGAUCCAAAGUGUGAUGUUUUCGAUGAAAUUGAUUUAUCUGACUUGUGUACUGCCGAGUGUAGCAUCAAAAACGUAAAUCAUAGUUUUCAGACAAUUAAAAAUACACAAAUGAUGACAUUUGAUCAUCAUGAUAUUUAUGAUAUUUAA